Messenger RNA from Raphanus sativus (radish), 5035 nucleotides. RefSeq lists its product as uncharacterized. The coding region runs from base 4035 to 4904 and encodes 289 amino acids. NCBI's taxonomy places the organism in Eukaryota, Viridiplantae, Streptophyta, Magnoliopsida, Brassicales, Brassicaceae. The record is from RefSeq and is a predicted model, not a curated record. The transcript is spliced from 13 exons.
ACCACUUGAGUUUUAUCUUUUGUCUUCCACCAUUAUCCUCUGUAGAGAACUCUGGUUCUUAUUCUUUUUUGAUCAACCCUCAGAAUUUCAGAAACAUAAGCAAUGGAGACUGCAUCACAUGCAACUCACGUGGGAUCGUCCUUCCAAGCGUCUCUUCGCUACGAUCAUCUAUAUUGGUUUCUCCUCCUCCUUCCAGCUUCAAGCGUCUGAAGUCGAGCUCGCUCUUCAGACAUUCACUACGACUAGCACCAAGAUCGCAAUUGAAAGUCACCAAGGCUAAGAACAAUGGUACUACAACCAGAGCCGGCCCUGGGCUAAAGCCCGUAAAGCCUGGGCUUUAGGCGCCAAACUCUAUAUAUAAAUUGAGGGCGCCAAAUUCCUGGUGCAUUACGAUCAUCCUCACUCUUUUACAAUUUUUUUUACAAAAAAAUUGUCAGUUAGGGAAAGAUCAAAGGUGUGCUUAAUUAUAAGAUUCCAAUGGAUAAAUCAUGGAUAAAGAAACCACGUUUAUCUCAAGAUUACAAAGUAGGAGUAAAUAAGUUCUUGGAUUUUGCAUUUGGUAGAUCAAAUGCACAAAUGAUGAAAUGUCCAUGUAACCGUUGCUCUCUAACCAAACCUAAGUCAAGAGAAGAUAUGGAAGGUGAUUUGAUGUGCUUUGGCUUUUUAAGUUCAUACACAAGUUGGAUAUUACAUGGAGAGGAAAUACACAUUACAGAGAAUGCAAGAGUACCUUCUGAUAUUGCUCGAGUUCAGUUAGAUUCAACUUCGAAUCUCUUGGAUGAUCUUUUUCCUGGUAUUAAUAUGAAUAUGCAAGGUGAACAUGGAAAUGAAUCAUCUGGGCAGCCAAUGAACACUGAUAUACCAUCAACUGGUGGAGAAACUAGUGGAAGAGGAGAAGAUUUCGAGGAGUUAUUUGCUGAUUAUAAUCAAGAGUUAUAUCCAGGAUGCAGUAACUUCACGAAGUUAUCCUUUAUACUGAAGUUGUACCAUAUUAAAUGUAUGUGUGGGAUCAGUGACAAGGGGAUAUCUAUGGUGCUCGAUUUGAUGAAAGAAGCAUUUAUGCAUGCCAAAUUGCCAGAUUCAUUUAAUGACAUGAAGAAGGUUAUUCGCAAAUUAGGAAUGACUUACGAGUCAAUUCAUGCAUGUCCAAAUGAUUGCAUGUUAUAUUGGGAGGCAGAUGCAGAAAGAGAGAUCUGCAAAGUUUGUGAAGUCUCUCGUUGGAAAGAUAAUAAAUCAGCAGAGAGAACGGUUUCUGGCUCAGAGAAAGAAAAAACUAAAGCUCCUGCAAAAGUUUUGCGUUAUUUUCCUUUAAAGCCACGACUGCAACGUUUAUUUAUGUCAUCAAAAACUGCAACCCACAUGAGAUGGCAUGCAACUGCUAGUAACAAUGAUGGCAAGCUUCGACAUCCAAGAGAUGGAUUGGCUUGGAAAGCAUUUGAUCAACAAUAUCCUGAAUUUGCUUCAGAGUCAAGAAAUGUCAGAUUAGGCUUGGCGACUGAUGGAUUCAACCCUUUUGGUACAAUGAGCAGUAGCUAUAGCAUCUGGCCAGUGAUGUUAUUUCCUUAUAAUUUUCCCCCGUGGAUGUCGAUGAAGCAGACAUCAAUGAUCCUCUCUAUGGUUAUUCCUGGAAAACACAUGCCUGGUAAUGAUAUUGAUGUCUACUUGCAGCCACUCAUCAAAGAGUUGAAAGAGUUAUGGUCUGAUGGGAUUGAAACGCUAGAUGCUUCCACAAAACAAACAUUUGAAAUGCGAGCAGCUCUCACGUGGACAGUUAGUGAUUUUCCUGGUUUUGGAAAUUUGUCAGGUUGGAAUACAUACACAGCAUCAGCUUGUCCAAGUUGUAAUUAUGAUGGUAUUGGACAACGAUUACGUCAUGGGGAAAAAAUUGUUUCAUUGGCCAUCGUCGUUUUCUUCCUGCAGAUCAUGACUUUCGUCAAAAUAGAGCAUAGUUUGAUGGGAAAAUAGAAACCAGACCUCCACCAGUCAGGUUGACAGGCUCUACAAUUGUUCACCAACUAGAACAAGUUAAUGUUACUCUUGGUAAGAAAAUGGUCUAGUUGGAGUUGGAAGAAAGAGAGAUCGAAGUGAUGUUGGAAGAGGUAGUACUCAGCAGUGGAAGAAAAAAAGUAUUUUUUUUGAGUUGCCUUAUUGGGAAUCUACAAUGCUGCGACAUAAUUUGGAUGUCAUGCACAUAGAGAAGAAUGUCUUUGACAAUCUGGCCUACACUUUGUUGGAUGACAAAAAAAAGUCAAAAGAUAACUUAAAUGCUAGAAAAGAUCUCCGUGAGCUUGGUAUACGUUCUGAGUUGUGGCCUGAUGAUAAUGGGAAGUAUCAAGCUGCAUCAUUUUCUCUGACCAGUCAGGGGAAAGAAACCUUUUUAAGUGUCUUAAAAGAUGUAAGACUCUCUGAUGGUUAUGCUUCUAACUUAUCAAGUUGUGCUGAUGUUGAUGGUCGAAAAUUAUCAGGCUUAAAAAGUCACGACUGUCACGUGAUAAUGAGAGAUUUAUUAUCGGUGGCAAUUCUGAAUGUCCUACCAACAGAUGUGACAUUAGCCAUUGUCGAAAUUUGCCAGUUUUUCAGAGAUAUAUCUGCAAAGGUCCUUGAUAUCGAAGAGCUUGAUAAAUUACAAGACCGUAUUGUGGUGACUUUAUGUCGUAUGGAGAUGUUGUUUCCUCCAUCGUUUUUCACAGUGAUGGUACAUUUGAUUGUACAUCUCACAGAAGAAGCGAAAUUUGGUGGGCCAGUUCCAUAUCGUUGGAUGUAUCCAAUUGAAAGGACUCUUGGACACUUCAAAUCAUAUGUUCGGAAUCGCGCUAAGCCCGAAGGUUCUAUCUGUGAACAAUAUCUAGCUGAUGAGUGUAUAACGUUUUGCUCAAUGUAUCUGAAUGAUAUAGAGACACGAUUUACUCGGGUUAGCCGUGCUGAUGAUCGACCUCUAGCUGAGACUAGCAUAAGACCAAAUUCUGAACUACCACUUAUUUUCCCAAAUAUUGGAAGGUUUAUUGGAGCAGGACGAGUGUAUUCUCUUAAUCAUAUAGAGAGGCAGCAAGCACAUCGACAUAUAUUGGUUAACUGUCAACUACUUGAUCACUUACGAAAGAAGUAUAAAAAUGAGUUGUUAGCAGAACAAUCUCAUCAGAGCAAGAGGAAUCGUGCUAUCGAUAUUGAUCGUGAAAUGCAUCUUAAUUUUGCAAAAUGGAUCAAGAAAAAAGUGGAGAUGAAUGAGUUAGAAGAGAUAACUGAUGAUUUACGAUGUUUAGCUCUGGGUCCAUCUAAAAAGGUUGUAAAGUAUACAGCUUAUAAUGUCAAUGGUUUUAAAUUCCGGACAGUAGAAAGAGAGGCUGAACUGAAAACUCAAAAUAGUGGUGUUUAUGUGGCUGCUGAAACAAUGAGCUAUGCUAGUGCUCGUGAUUGCAACCCAAGAACAGGGACAGUUGCUUACUACGGUAAUCUGAUUGAAGUUAUUGAGUUAAACUACUAUGAAGUCUUCAAAGUUGUGUUAUUCAAGUGUAAGUGGGCAGACACUCGUACAGAAAGAGGAUAUAAAAUAGAUGUAUAUGGUCAUCAUAGGGUAAAUUUCUCACGCUUGUUACACAGUGGAGAUAAUGAGGAAGAUGAACCAUAUAUAUUAGCGUCUCAGGUGAGAAUGGUAUAUUAUGUGAAUGAUCCUUCGGAGAAAGAGUGGAAAAUUGCGGUUCAUGUUCAACCUAGGGAUUUGUAUGAUAUGGGUGAUUCAAAUGCUUCAGAUCAAGUGGGUGAAGAAUCUGAUCCGGGCAUCUCUGUUUCUACGUAAGAAGGUGUUUGCAAGAAAUAUCUAGAGAAGAUCAAGCAUCAACAUCACUCUCUUAGACCUCAAAGUAUCAUCUGCUGCAUCAGCUCAUACUCUCGUAAGCAAAUACCUGCUAGUGACUGUCCUCUGUUACAAACCAUCGGAUCCUCACCUCCAGUACUUUCAGAUUCUAUGGACUAUGGAUUUCAUCGAUUCAGAAACACAAGAAGCAUAAGAUUUACCACAUCUGGAAGCUGAGUACAACAUGCCUCCUACACUUGCUCCAGAAUGCAACAGCUUCAAAUGGAAAAUAGAAGUUAUAGAUAUCAAUGGAAACAUAGAAGGCAAAAUGGUUACAUCUAAAGAUAUCUGGAAAUUGCAAAACAGCAGAGUCAUUGUGCAUUUCGACGAAGAUAGCGGCCAACCAAUUGGAGAAUCAGGAAGUUUGCUAGGAUCAUGGUUAGGUCAAUUAAGUAAUGAUGUAAAUUUGCUGCCAAUUAAUUACAGUGAUUGGAGGUUGGUUAACUCUCACAUAAAAAACAAGGCCUGGGAAGUAAUUCAGUCCAAAUUCUGGUUUGACGAUCCGACGAUGAGAAAAGCAUAUGUGAUGGGUGCAUUAGGUAGCAGAUGCAAAGACGUUAAAUUACGCCUCUGGAAAGAGUACAAACGAGAUAAUCUGAUUGAAACGUUGCAGAACCGACCUGAGCAUAUUCCUGAGAAUCAGUGGGGUCACUUAGUUCACAUGAGAUUUACUGAAAAAUGGAAGAAAAUGCAAGAGAGGAAUACAGAAAAUCAAAAGAAACAUACAAUGCCUCAUGUAUGUGGAAGAAAGAGUUUUCCUAGGAGAAGAAAUGAGAUCAAAAUCAAGACUGGAAAAACACCAAGCCGAGCAGAGUUUUUCAUCGUAACUCGUACAAAAUCUAAUGGGAACUUUGUCUGUGAAGAAGCCCAAAACCGAGCGUUUAACCAAGCGCUUGUAGCUUGGUGGCAAAAGAGGUACAGCUGUACUGUCCGUCAUCCGGGUUCGAGUCUUGGCCACAACGGAUUUAACAUCCCUUUCGUCUGGAUCUCUUUCAGGGAUAAUUGGGAAUGUGGCUACCCAGAUACCAGAAUUAUCAAAAAAAAAUGUGACUAAUUUUUCUUGUGACUAAAUUUUCUUUUUUAAUAUUGAUAAAAACAGAACAUCUGAUAUCUUAAAGACAUGGAAUUUUUUUGUAACAAACUUUUGUUAAUAUGUAUAUAAUAGACUCAUAAAAUUUGUAAGAA